Molecule: messenger RNA, 887 nt
Organism: Vespula pensylvanica (western yellowjacket)
Lineage: Eukaryota; Metazoa; Arthropoda; Insecta; Hymenoptera; Vespidae
Product: armadillo repeat-containing protein 7
Exons: 4
Coding region: 149-799 (216 amino acids)
Source: RefSeq, a predicted model, not a curated record
UGUCCUUGGACUAUAUCGUCGUAUUCAUAGUCAUUUUUUCAUUCUAUUGAAUUUCAUGCAGUUUGUAUUCUAUUGCCCAAUAAUAUUAGAGAAACUUAUUUUUAAUUAUUAUGUAUCAUGAUUUAUUACUUUCUAUUAACCAAUCGUAAUGCAAAAGGAAAAUAAACAGAUUAGAAUUCAACCAAAUUUGAUCAAAGAAAAAUACCUGGAGUAUUUAAUGUUUUCAACCAAAGAGAAAUUAAUACGACGCACGGGACAAAAUGGCAUAGGCCGAUAUGAUUUUUUAAAACUUCUAAUUAACGAAUUUAAAACGACUUCCUCUAAAGACGCGAAGGAACAGGUGUUGGCGAAUUUGGUUAAUUUUUCUUACGAUCCUAUUAAUUAUGAAUAUUUAAGACAGCUUAAAGUAAUCGAUUUAUUUCUUCAUAUUUUAUCUGAAGAUAAUUCUACUUUUGUACGUUUUGCUAUAGGAGGUAUUUGUAAUUUAUGCUUAGAUCCAAUAAAUAAAGCAUACAUCUUACGCAAUCAAGGCAUUUCAUUAGUAUCAUCAUUACUUAACUCUCAUGAUGAAGGAACUAUAUUAUCAUCAAUUACAACUUUAAUGUUUCUAAUAACACCUGAACUUAUAAAUGAUAUAGUUUCACCUGUGGUUAUUAAACAUAUGCAUGAUUUGUCUAAUAGUACAAAUAAUCGUAUAAAAAAUUUAGCUAUUAUAUUUUUAAGUGAUUAUUGCCAAGAACGUAAUAAGAAGAUUGAGGAUAAAAAUGAUAUAUGUAGCAGUGAUAAAUCUGCCAAAUAGAUAGGAUAUUGUAUCAUAAAUCUAUUCUCUAUUGAUUUAUAAUAUACAUUCUAUAAUAUCUUUAAUUAAAAAGUAAUUAUGUCACGAA